Molecule: messenger RNA, 3143 nt
Organism: Sardina pilchardus (European sardine)
Lineage: Eukaryota; Metazoa; Chordata; Actinopteri; Clupeiformes; Clupeidae
Product: stonin-1
Exons: 4
Coding region: 298-2448 (716 amino acids)
Biological process (GO): synaptic vesicle endocytosis; regulation of endocytosis
Cellular component (GO): clathrin-coated vesicle; synaptic vesicle
Molecular function (GO): clathrin-cargo adaptor activity
Source: RefSeq, a predicted model, not a curated record
ACAGUCAUUCCAUCGCAGAGCCUCUUGUUUGGCUGGGCCUCUCGUCAGCCCUGGUUAGCGAGGAGAGACGGAAUUGCGAACAGCAUUGCAGCAGCUGGCCAGACUAUCUCUGCCAUUUUGUUUGAAUCCGGUCAAUUUCGGACCAGACGCAUCCGCACGAGGAGUUGGCAACAUCAGCGGGACAAUGACUUGAAUUGUGCUUCGGUUCAAGCUCGGCAUUUUUUAUAUGAAAUAAUCAUACAGACUGCAAGCAUACGUCACUGGUUGCCAUACAGUGCUGAUGCCAACGGACCAAGAAUGUGCUCAAUGAACCAUCCCAACUGGGUCACCUUUGAGGACGAGGGAACCCCCGUCUCCUCGCCUCCAAAACAGCUACAGACCUCAUCCUCCACCCCCAGGUCCUUGCCACGCCCCAACGGCCUCAAACUAGUGCUCCCGCCCCCGGGAGAUCAAUCAUGGAGCUUUAGCGGUGCCCUUGAAUCCCCCCAAAUAAACUUUGGCCAGAAUGGCAGCACGUGUGUCCCAAGUAACACUCCUAUGUGCACACCUGUCAGAGAGACUCCUACCAGUGCCUCCCCUUUCAAUUUUGGCCCUCGGGGACAAGACCUCUUCAGCAGUGUCUCCAGCUCCUCCUCGACGGUUUUAUCGUCCUCGGGACUAGGUCAAAGUACAACUCACUCCACCUCAGAGAGCUCCACCAGCCCUUUCCCCUCAUUUCAGGAUGAGCCGGGACACUGUAAUCCCUUCUGGGGCGAGACUAGCCAGAAUGCGGACUCUGGCAGCUCUUCGUCGGAUUCCGAGUCUGGCUCAACGUUGCCGCGGUUCUUCAUUAGGACCAAGGAAGGCUAUGAGCCGCCCCCCGCCUCCCACCUUCAGAGCUCCUAUUCGUACAUCUGCCAUAAACUGGAGCGUUUACGCGCCGUCGAGGGAGAUGGAGAGGAGGAAGACGACACGGAGGACAGUAAGAGGACGGAGCCAAGUGUGGAGGAGCAGCGAGAUGAGGGAACUGGGGGGAAGCCGUUGCUUUUUGUUCCUCAGGGAUUGUUCCGCGGCCAGAGGAGACAUGGCUGGCCGCUGAUGCUGAGGAUCCCGGAGAAGAAAAAUCGGAUGUCUUCCCGUCAGUGGGGACCCAUCUACCUGCAGCUGUUGCCUGGCGGAGUGCUGCAACUUUACUACGAGAAAGGCCUGGAUAAACCCUUUAAGGAGUUUCAGCUCCUGCCCCACUGCCGACUCUCCGGGCCCAAGCUGGAGAGCUAUGGCGAGCCCCGCAAAAUACACGCUGUGAAGAUCGAACAUGUGACUUACACUGAGCGAAAACGCUACCACCCCAAGCCCGAUGUGAGUCACGAGGCAGAGGUGGAGCAGCUACUGAAGUUUGGCACGACAGACCACGCUGACAUGGAGGACCUCAUUGUGUCACUCGAGGAGGAGUUGCUGAGGCUUCCACCCCCACACCAACCCAGGAAACACUACGAGGAGCAGGAGAUGUCCUUGCAAAUAGCCGAUGACAUUUGGAUGAAGUUUGAUAAAGAUGGGGCCACACUGGAGCAGGCAGCCAUCACAAGUAUUCACUGUCUGGCCUUCCUGAACGGUCCUGGUGAAUGCUUCAUGGCGCUGAACGAUGAGAAGCUGCUGCUGAGGGACUCGAGCUACGGGUCCGAAGAAGAAGAUGACGUUUGGAUGGAAAUCACAGACUGUCACUUCCACAGCUGCGUGAAAGAAGCUGAAUUUAACGACACGCGACUGGUGAAGUUCUCACCUCCGGAUGCUUGCAAAGUGGAGCUGAUGCGUUACAAGACGUUGUCGUUUGCGUGCAGUGACCUCCCCUUUUCCAUUAAGGCCUUAGUUACCGUCCAAGGGGCUUACGUGGAGCUGCAGGCCUUCCUUAAUACGUCGUCAUCUUUCCCAUCCAUAGGAGUAACAACUGAGGGUCAGCCUUUGUGUGAAAACGUAAUGAUUCGGGUGCCCGUGCCAGGGGACUGGAUCAAGGUAUCCCGCACUGUGUCUUUGCUACGCCAGAGAUCCCUGAAGUCUCGUAUGAACAGAAACACCUGUCUUGGCUCUGUCAAUAUGCCUGAGUCUCAUCCUGUCAUGCAAGUGUCUGUGGGCACCGUCAAGUAUGAGAAUGUGUAUGGAGCAAUUGUUUGGAGGAUUGAUAGACUACCUGCUAAGAAUAUGGCACUGAACCACCCACAUUCCCUCUCCUGCAAGCUGGAGCUUGGAUCUGACCAGGAGAUCCCAACUGACUGGUACCCCUUUGCAACUGUGGAAUAUGAAGUUGCUGACGUAGUUGUGUCUCAAACAAGGGUGAGAUCUCUUGGCACAGAGAGUGACAUUCAACCACAGAAGCAUGUGAGCAGUAGAGCUUACUAUCACUGCCAGGUGGAGAUAGAGAAGAAAUGGAUCGAAACAGAGUCUCAGAGGCAGUCAAAUUGCAUGAUGCAGUAAAGAUUCAGGAGCAAGAGAAUCUCUGGAGCAAAGAUGGAGGACUCUUUCAGCUGGCCCUAAUAUGUCCUUUCUGAUAACUGACAAAAUUAGACUCAGAGAAACAUGGCUGUAAAGGCUUUAGAAUCAUGUUGCUUGGGCUCACCAUGUUAUUUAACACCUCAAAACAUCCAACAGAAUUCUGCCUAUUCUUGAACCAACCGUAUUACUCCAGCAUGAAUACAAACUGUAUUUUACAUGAAGACGCCACAAACUGGUGAUAUUUUUGAUGCAUGUUAUGCAAAGUUUAUAUCCCCACUCUUGCAGCUGCAUUGCACUUUACAUUCCUCUUUAAGACAUUUGAUUGCUUACUGACAGGGAACUUGAAUUAUUUUUAUAUGAAGCCUAGCAAUAAUGUACAAUGCAAUAACAGUGUCACUAACUGACAAUAUAAUCUUUAGAGAGACCAAUUGGCUUGUAUUUAGACACAGGUUGUUAUUAAACAUCCUAUACAUUUAAAAUGCACUAUGUUAACCAUACUCUCUGCAAGUAUUGAUACAAUUAGCAAUUGAAAGUCCAUAGUCCAAGUCCACAUGAACUUGUGUAUAAUGCUAAAUAUAGUAAAGCCAACAGAACUGAUCUAUUGUAUUGUAUGAAAUUAGACUACAAUGCUUAUUCUCAAUAACUCAAAGAAGCUAUUAAAUUUGUAUUUGCAAUUG